AUGAGGUCAUUUAAUCCCCCCACGGGAUACCCCUGCUGGUAUUACCUUAGUCAUGAACUGAGCAACCCCUCUCUUAAUGUUACGCGUAGGUACUCCAGAAAUUUCCUAACAACCAACAGAACUCCUAUUCGCCAACUAUCUCAACAUCCUGUUGCGAUUCUCAGCUCAAAAAUCAUGGGUUGGAAAGAUCACUUGAAACGUAUCAAAAAUGAGGUUGAGCAGCUGAUUGCCGACCCGGGGUCUCAAAACUCUCAGCAAUCCCAGGCCCCUCAAUAUCAACAGCAGCAGCAGCAUCAACAAUAUGCCCAGCCGCCGCCGCCGCCGCCGCCGAUAAGCGGACAGCCUGCUGCUGUUUACUGGCAGCCUCAGUUCAGGCCUGAUGUGCCCGUGACUCAAGACUGGGAUGGGAAGAUCGGCAAUGGGACGGACGGUUGGGGAAAUCAGGAGCUCCAGCACUACACCGCCGAGCAGCAGAAUGUCUUUUAUACUCCGGAUGGGAAGCUCGUGCUCCGAGCCCUCGCUAACAGUGCCUGUCCCAACCCCGAGCAGAAAUACACGUCUGCCCGUUUGGUGAGCAGACAGACGCUGUCACGUGAUCACGGAGUGUUGACGGCUGUCAUUCUGUCCCCUUGUGCCGAGGGUAUCUGGCCUGCUUUCUGGCUUCUUCCGCAGGAGCCGUUCGUAUGGCCUACCGAUGGUGAAGUUGACAUUGCUGAAACCUGGAACGGAGACUGCGAGAACCACUCGUGUCUUCACUGGGGCCAGCAUCAUGAGCCGGACAAGCAUCGCGUUCUCGGGACCAAGAUUCCCGACAUGCAGUACCGACCUGUGAGGUACGACCUGGCGUGGGUACAGCCAGGUGGACAACCCGGUCAGGGUAGGAUGAUUUGGUAUAUCGACGGAAGACCGGUGAUGAAGGGGGAUAUUCCGCCUGGAACCCGGCCAAUGAGAGACAUGACCAUCUUGUUGAAUGUGGCGAUGGGAGGCAAUGUUUGCGGUGGCAAGACUCCGAGGGACGGAUACUACGACAUGGUCGUCCACCAGCUGUAUAUGGCGAGUGAGCCCGAGUACGGUGGUUGGCAAAGGUUUGAGAACGACUGGGCGCACACGCAACUAGGUAACACGUACUAG
Molecule: messenger RNA, 1131 nt
Organism: Colletotrichum truncatum
Lineage: Eukaryota; Fungi; Ascomycota; Sordariomycetes; Glomerellales; Glomerellaceae
Product: Glucan endo-1,3-beta-glucosidase A1-like protein 1
Biological process (GO): carbohydrate metabolic process
Molecular function (GO): hydrolase activity, hydrolyzing O-glycosyl compounds
Source: RefSeq, a predicted model, not a curated record